UGCAAAUAAAAUAAAAGUUUAACGAGUACAACAAAGUUCAGAAAAACCUCUCGUUAAAACAACGCAAACGGCAAAAACCCUCCCUCUUCAAACCCCGCCUUAACAAUGGCCGACGACGCCGGUGCCGACGUUGAUGCUACUCGAUUGGAAGAACAAGUCAAAAACGUAACGCAACAGGUGGAGAACUUAACUCUGACCGUGGAGGCUCUGAAUCGCCGUGUGAACUCACCACCAGCUCGCCGUGUGAACCCACGAGCUGCUGCCAAUACUAAACCGGCGGGGGAAGUUUUUUGGUCUGCUGUGCGCUGUUCCAUCUAUCUGUCGGGGGCCGUAGUAUUUUCUUGCAGAGGCUUCCACCACUGUAAUACGCUAGUUUCAGAAUUUUUUCGGAAGGAUGGUAAGAAAGGUGGAUCCUAAUUCCGAUGUGCAGUGCACUGUGAUAUGGUACGUUGAACUGUCGGUUUCAUUUUAUUUUUCUUAGUAUUUCAAUUGGGUUAAGUUGGAACUUUUUUUAGUGUUUUCUAAUCUUUUUCUUUGAUGAAGAAGAUGGUUUUUGCAUGGAUGAUUGGAUGUAAAUGGGCAUUUUAAUUGGUCUUCUUAUUAUCAUUCAUACUUUUCUUGCUGCUAAUUGUUUAAUGGGGAAUUUUUGGAUGAACUUUGUUAUUGUAAAUUUGCUAAAUUGUUUGAGUUUUUUAAAAAUCGAACCGGUGGCCGAAAUCGCGGAAAGUUUGGUCACCGUUUCCAGGUAUAGCCAGGUUUAUCGGUUCAAUCGGUUAUAUGUAGUUUAGGCAAGAAUGAGGAUCUAACUGAUUGAACUAGCAGCUCAACUGCUGGUUCAAUCAGGGUAACCAAUGGUUCUACAGGUGGUUCCAUCUACAUCAUCCGGUCCAAUCUGGUUUAAGAUUUUUGAUUUUUAGGGUAAAUCAAAAAGAAUAGCUGGUUGGGUUUUGACUCAACUGGCCGGUCCGGUUCUUAUUAUCCGGAGGAAUUCAAUGCACAACCUAAAAUAUUUCUCUUUCGCACUUAUACCAUUUGAUUUAUAAUUACUUAUUGAUUGGUUCUCCUUCUAAUCACUUUGUAUAUAGAUGCAAUAAUUUUAUAUGAAUAAACUGAUGAAAUGUUUUUUAGAAUAAUUCUUUUAUUUUAGUCUAUUUUUUUACAGAAAUUUUAACAGUUAUAUUUAUAGGAUAAGUAAAAAAGUUUUAAUUGAAAAAAAAAUUAUGUUUCUCCUUAAAACUUAUUUAUAAUAAAAAUUAUUUAAAAUUUUGGCACACUACUAUUAAAAUAAUUUAUCAGUUAAAAAUAGUCCAGUUGUCUUUUUUUAAGAGGGCAGUUGUCAUAGUUGUUAAUUUCGUUUAUUAUACAACGUUAUCUUUUAAAUCAGUUUUAAAUGCAAUAAAGAGCUUUAGCUAUUUGGGCUGAGCUCGAUCCUUACUCAAGUAAUUUGUCUCAAAAUUCUGAUGUAAUGUUUAUCCGCAUCUUUUCUGGAAGAAAAACUAGAACUUGACAGGGCAGUAAUCAACGGUACACGUGGCAUAUAAAUGCCAGCAGGUUAUGCAACGAACCAAAUCUCAUUACCACUUGGCUGUUGAUGAAACUCACACAUGUAAAUCUGUUAUGACGUGUAAGAAAGUAGCAGUGACACGUAGAUUUUGAUGGUUCUUUGAUUCAAUAUAAAUUACUCAUAAUCCUUUUCCAGAACAAAAUCAAACCUUAAAAUUUUAAAAAGAAAAAAUAUCAAUGGCUCUAAGCAUCGGAGGAAGAAGGAGCAACAUCUUCGAUCCAUUCUCACUCGACAUAUGGGACCCAUUCGAGGGCUUCCCUCUCUUCACCGGAGCAAAUCCACCGCAACCUCAGCGAGAAACCGCUGCGAUCGCUGCCACGAGGGUGGACUGGAAAGAAACACCGGAGGCUCACAUAUUCACAGCCGAUCUUCCUGGUUUAAAGAAAGAGGAGGUGAAAGUCGAAGUUGAGGAUGACAGAGUACUUCAAAUCAGUGGAGAAAGAACCAAAGAACAAGAAGAAGAGAAUGAUAAGUGGCAUCGAGUUGAGAGGAGCAGCGGGCGGUUCUUGAGGCGGUUCAGGUUGCCGGAAAAUGCGAAAAUGGACGGAAUUAAAGCUAAUAUGGAAAAUGGUUUGCUUAAAAUAGUUGUGCCUAAAGAGGGUCCGAAGAAACCCGAGGUCAAGUCUAUUGAGAUUGGAGCUUGAAAAGAAUUUGGGACUUCUGAUGGUGUAGAUAUGUAUAAAAGUGUGCAUAUUGUAAUAUAGUUUUUUUAAAGGUUUUAGCUUGUGAAAAUAUGUAUGAUGAUCUGUUUUUAUUAUGUUUUUGUAGCAAACAGUGGAUGCUAUAUUGUAAUAUAGUUUUUCAUUUUGGUGUUUUCA
Messenger RNA from Mercurialis annua (annual mercury), 2382 nucleotides. RefSeq names its product 18.1 kDa class I heat shock protein-like. The transcript is spliced from 2 exons. Gene Ontology annotation, biological process: response to salt stress; response to heat; response to hydrogen peroxide. NCBI's taxonomy places the organism in Eukaryota, Viridiplantae, Streptophyta, Magnoliopsida, Malpighiales, Euphorbiaceae. The coding region runs from base 1741 to 2208 and encodes 155 amino acids. The record is from RefSeq and is a predicted model, not a curated record.